Messenger RNA from Diospyros lotus (date-plum), 2961 nucleotides. RefSeq names its product nucleoside hydrolase 3-like. NCBI's taxonomy places the organism in Eukaryota, Viridiplantae, Streptophyta, Magnoliopsida, Ericales, Ebenaceae. The record is from RefSeq and is a predicted model, not a curated record. The transcript has 12 exons. Bases 407 to 2788 code for a protein of 793 amino acids. Gene Ontology annotation, molecular function: hydrolase activity, hydrolyzing N-glycosyl compounds.
UGCAUUCCCGAUAUAUAUGAAAUCUCUCUCUCUCUCUCUCUGUUUCUAUGUCUGUUUUCAUCAUUACUUGGACAAAAAUUUCAAACAUGGUGAGAAUUCUUCGCCUGCAGGUGGUGGUGGUGGUGGUUCUAAUUACAGUCGUAGCCGAUUUGAAGCAGCGUCGUCCAGUGGAUGCUGCUACUGCUAGGCCUCGACGGAUUCUCAUGGACACCGAUGCCAAUAUGGACGACGUCUUCGCGCUAUUUUAUGUUCUCAAGCAAAACAGAUCAGAAUUUGACUUGCAGCAAAAAUGACGUUGAUUGCGCGAUGCUUGUGCGCGUGUCGUGUGUGAUAGGCGAUAACGAUAAGUGUGAAUGGAUGGAGUGAUGGCGGCCAUGCCGUCGACCACCUGUACGACAUUCUGUUUAUGAUGGACCGCGACGAUGUUCCGGUUGGAGUUGGAGGCGAAUGUGGCAUCACGCCGAACGGUAGCUUCACCGGCCCCGAGGUCGGCGGUUAUCUUCCCCUCAUCGACCAGGGGAUUUCAACAGUGGGCGGGUGUAGAUACAGGCAAGCUAUCCCGGUGGGAUCGAAGGGUCGUUUGGAUGUCGAUACCAACCUGGGCUUACGCAAAGGAUUUCUUCCUCAGGGCAGCAGGAAGUAUUCUCCGCUUCAGCAGCUCUCUGCACAGCAAGUGAUGAUUGAUGCCAUUUCAGCUGGUCCUAUCGUGGUGUUUCUUCUGGGAUCCCACACAAAUCUUGCCAUUUUUCUGAUGAACAACCCUCUUUUAAAGAAGAACAUUGAGCAUAUUUAUGUCAUGGGUGGUGCUGUUAGGCCAAAUUGUCCAAAUACUGCUAACAACUACUCCAGAUCAGAGCAGUGCCAUCCCCCUGGCAGUCUGUUUCCGGAUAACAGUAAUCCGUAUGCUGAGUUCAAUAUCUUUGAAGACCCUUUUGCUGCAUAUAUGGUAAUUCAUUCUGGGAUUCCAGUUACCCUCAUUCCACUGGAUGCUACGAAUACAAUCCCUGUGAGCAAGGACUUCUUGAAAGCACUUGAACAAAAUCAGAAUACAUAUGAAGCACAAUACUGCUUCAAGUCCUUAAAGUUGGCUCAUGAUACAUGGUACAAUGACCGGUUUCAUGAGACCUACUUCAUGUGGGACUAUUUUAUGGUUGGAGUAGCAAUAUCGACAAUGCAGAACUCCAACGGUAAUCUUGGAGAAAAUGAAUUCUCUCAGAUGGAAUAUAUGAACAUCACUGUAGUUACUUCAAAUAAACCUUAUGGAAUAUCAGAUGGGUCAAAUCCAUUCUUUUGCAGCCAAGCGUUCACUGAAUUCCAUUUGCAAAAGAAUGGGGUGCACAGUGGUCAUGUGCAGACAGGAAUGCUCGACCCGUUCUGCCUUGUCCAUAAUGGAAAAGGCAGAUGUGAGGACGGUUACACAAAAGAGGUAACUGGUCCAGAAGCUGUGCAGGUUCGUGUUGCAACAAAAGCCAAGCAAGAUUCCAGUGUCGACGGUUUGCUGAACAUAACAUUUUAUAGAAGCUUCUUAAGUGUUAUUAAUAGUCCUGAGCAAUCUGGGAGGUUUAGUAUUGCCACACAAUUUCCUUACUACGAGGAAGUCAUGUUUCGACCAGAUUUUGGAACAAGAAAAUUGGGAAGACCCGUAAUCUUUGAUAUGGAUAUGAGUCCUGGGGACUUCUUAGCUCUUUUUUAUCUCUUAAAAUUACCUGUAGAAGUUAUUGAUCUAAAGGGGAUAUUGGUAACUCCAACAGGCUGGGCAAAUGCUGCAACAAUAAACAUUAUAUAUGAUGUUCUGCAUAUGAUGGGCCGUGAUGACAUUCCGGUUGGCUUGGGAGAUGCGUUUGCGAUUGGUGAAACAAACCCAUUUUUCCCUGCCAUUGGAGGCUGCAAGUAUAGCCAGGCAAUCCCUUAUGGCAGUGGUGGCUUCUUAGAUUCUGAUACACUGUAUGGUUUUGCUCGUUACUUGCCUCGUAGUCCUCGGAGGUACACAGCAGAGAACUCUGUAAAAUUUGGGGCUCCACGAGAUACUGAUCAUCCUGAACUUAGGCAACCGUUAUCAUUAGAAGUUUGGAGGGCUAUCACAGAAUCAAUGAAACCAGGGUACAAGAUUAAUAUAUUGACCAACGGCCCCUUGACUACUUUAGCCAAAAUCAUCCAACAGAAUGGAAGCUCCAUGAUUCAGGAUGUGUACAUAGUUGGGGGACACAUUCGCCGUGACAGUAAGGAUAAAGGCAAUAUUUUCACAGUUCCAGGAAACAAGUAUGGAGAGUUCAACAUGUUUCUUGAUCCUUCAGCUACAAAGACGGUAUUCAACUCAGAAUUGGACAUCAAGCUUGUCCCUCUAGACAUUCAAAGGAGAGUUAGUUCUUUCAGAAAGAUUCUUGAAAAGCUACAGCUCACUAAUAAGACUCCAGAAGCUGCGUUUGCUUCCCAUCUUCUCUCAAGGCUAUGGCACUUGCAACAGAAGCAUCACAGAUACCAUCACAUGGAUAUGUUCUUAGGAGAAGUCAUUGGUGCGGUGGUCUUCGCUCAGAAUCACUCCCUUCUGAACCAAACAUUUCAAUCCGAAUCGCUCAAGCUCCAAGCUUCUGGUGAGAUUUCAAGAGUUGGACAGAUCGGUAUAGACAGAAGAAGAGGCAAAUCAGCCAAAAUAUUGAAAAGCAUUGAUAGCGUAAAGUAUUACGAGCACUUUGCCAGUGUGUUGGGUGACCACAAACAGCCUACUUUGAUAGGAAGCUUCGAUGAACAGAAAAGAAUAUGGGGUAGACCGCAUAAUGAUCCUGUGUAAGUCAACAUGCUUUUAAUGCGAGGGCAUAGGUCUGUAACCCGUGCUUUCUAUGGAAAUAUAGAACAAAAGAAAGCGAUAAUGAAGGAUGCUUUGCCUUUCUCCUACUGUGAACCAUGAUAGAAUAACUGCUAUGAAAGAUUAUAGUAAAAAAAUCUCUGCAAUGUUUCAGAUUA